GCAGCUUGAGUAACCCCUGCAUGUUGGAUUCCUGCUGGUUUCCACGAACCAUCCGAAGGAAAGCUUCCUCAUUUUGGGACAGGCACAUGGCCGAAUCUCGGCACAUGUCGCAAUGAAUGACUGCUGCCUGCUUCGAUGCUGAGCCGGCGGAAGAUUUGGUUCUGCUGACGGUGGCCGGCGGACGGCCCGAGCUUCCGGGCACGGUGCCGAGGUGGCUGCGCCAGGCCGUGCGGUCCAGUGGCUUUGUGUGUGCCACCCGCAGUGCGGCAGGGGCGGUGUCCGUGUUUAUUGGGGAGUCCUUCCUGGGGCAAGCGGAGCUGCCGGCUGAGGUGGAGGUGGAGCGGGACUGGGCCUCGCUGCGUUGCGCCCCCGCGCACUUCAGUGUGUUGUGCCAGGCGCUGGAGGAAGCGAAGGUGGAGGUAAAUGCGGUGUCUUCACCCAGGUGGGACUGGGUCCUGAUGCCCCGGAAGCAGUUGCCCGUUGCAGUGACCGCCCUGGUGGCUUUGGGCCAUGCCGUGAAGCCCGCCGCGCGGCUCGGUGCGCCUUUGGGGCCGCUCCCUUUUGAGGACUGCCGCAGCUUGGCCGGGCUCUGGGUGUCCGGGGAUGCCUGCCGCCUGCAGGCACCCGGCGGCGCGUACGUCGACCUUCCAGAGGGCAGCUGCGGGGUGCUGCACGAGGGCCGGCGGCGUCGGCUGGUGGCUCUGCAGCCUCCGGUGCCCACGCAGCCAGCGGACAUGGGCUGGGCGCGGGAGGUGGAGGACACCGCUGCGGUGGUGCUGGAGCUCGUGGAUGCGCGGCAGAGGGGCCUGUGGAUCUUCCUGGCCGGCCGCUUCGCGCGGGUCGUGGGCUUGCAAUCCGGGCUCAUCGCCGGGUGCUUCUGCUCCUCGCGCAGCCAGCUGGAGAAGAUCUUCGGGGAGCUGCGAGAGGAGCUCCGGGACUAUGAGGUCACCAGCGGCUUCUUGCGGAAGCCGGGGGUGUUGGAGGCAGAGCUGCCGGAAGGCGCCCGGCCCUUCCUGGACCUCUACAGUGGCCUGGGAGGCAGCAUCGAGGUGACUUCGGGGGAGGUCCUGCAUCGCAGGCCGGAAGGCGUGCAGCGGUGGCGGGUGGUGGAGUGGGGAUUUGACCCUUUUACGGUGGCGGAAACCCAAGCCAAGAGGAGGAAGGUGAGUGAAGUGAGUGAAGAGCCACAGGUAGUGCAGGAGGAGAAGGCGCUCGAACCCAAAGUUGGUCAAGCGUCACUGGAGGUGCCACAGGAAAUCGUGGAGCUCCCAAAGGAGCCAGCGCCCCCAGCGGGCGAGCUUGCAGAGGCAAGCGAGCCCUUGCCAGCUGACUUCAAGUUCCCUCAGGGCUACCCGCCACCAGCUCCCUUGCCGGAGGACUUCAAGUUCUUCCAGGGCUACCCGCCGCCAGCGCCCUUGCCGGAGGACUUCAAGUUCCCCGCAGGUUACCCUCCCCCAGCCGAGGAGGUGUCGGAGGAGGAGCGGAAGCUGGUUCUGAGUGCUUUGGCUUUGGCCCUGGCUGCGGGGCAUGUGGCGCCCAACACAAGGCAGGCCAUCGUCGUCCCAGGGCCGCAGGGGUUGAACCCGGUGGUGCUGUCCACGUCCAAAACGGCGCUGGAGAAUUUGUCGCCCCACCGGAUGGCCGAAGCCUUGGACCAAGGCCUGCAGGGCUUUCAGAAGCCGGCGACACGGCUGCCGCCGGCCGCUGCGCUGGCGGCUUACGCGAGUCAGGCCCCGGCGCCGAAUGCCCAGCCGGGCCUCGGGUACGUGCUGAUGCCAACUGCGCUCCCUCUGCCGCCGUGAGAG
Messenger RNA from Effrenium voratum, 1805 nucleotides. Lineage: Eukaryota; Dinophyceae; Suessiales; Symbiodiniaceae. The record is from the annotation of a GenBank genome assembly.